Morus notabilis is the source of this 513-nucleotide messenger RNA. Its product is annotated as proline-, glutamic acid- and leucine-rich protein 1. The transcript has a single exon. The record is from RefSeq and is a predicted model, not a curated record. Lineage: Eukaryota; Viridiplantae; Streptophyta; Magnoliopsida; Rosales; Moraceae. Gene Ontology annotation, biological process: regulation of systemic acquired resistance. Bases 48 to 386 code for a protein of 112 amino acids.
UUAAAAAAAAAAAAUCUCAGCAUUAAUUCUACAAAAACAUUUUAGAUAUGGAGAGAGUAAGCAAGAAGAGGAAGAUAUGCCAAGUUUACGAAGAAGAAGAAGAAGAAGAAGAAGAAGAAGAAGAAGAAGAAGAAGAAGAAGAAGAAGAAAAGAUCGAGAAAUUCUAUACUCUCAUCAAAAGUAUUCGCGAGGCUCGCAAACGUUUGAUGAAGGGCUCAGAUCAUGAUGAUCAUCAGAUAAUCCAAAAGGAAGAGAAGCAAUUUGCAGUGUGGGAGCCCUCUUUCCAACGUGAAGAUUUCAUGGAAGAUCACCAUGAUGGUGAUGAGCGGUUAAAAAACCCUCUUGUGUCAAUACGUGUAGGUUCUUCUUCAGUCAAUAAAAAAUGAGUUGAGAUGAUCAGAAAGAAGAGUUAGAUCUAAGGCUUUCGCAAGACAGUUCUUUCUUCAUUGUGAUCAGACAACGUUGAAGGUAUGAAGAUCAUUUGUAACGACAUCAAAAGUUCAUUUCAGUGUU